Molecule: messenger RNA, 5473 nt
Organism: Solea solea (common sole)
Lineage: Eukaryota; Metazoa; Chordata; Actinopteri; Pleuronectiformes; Soleidae
Product: zinc finger protein 721
Exons: 3
Coding region: 458-4003 (1181 amino acids)
Biological process (GO): regulation of transcription by RNA polymerase II
Cellular component (GO): nucleus
Molecular function (GO): RNA polymerase II cis-regulatory region sequence-specific DNA binding; DNA-binding transcription factor activity, RNA polymerase II-specific
Source: RefSeq, a predicted model, not a curated record
ACUUUGUUUACUACCGUCUAUGUCGUGUCCGCUGUGUCGACAUAGCAUGACACACACUGGCGUAACUGGUUGUAGGAGGACAUGCGCUGACAGUGUAGUUAACGGUUGUGUUUGCGUGGCCUGUGAUGUUAAACCGCAGCUAACAGUGUGGCCUACCGAGAGAAAACGCCUACAUUGAUGUUGGUAGGUGUUAAUGAUAGAUGGUCACACACGCUAGUGUGACUGUUGUGUCUAGAGUGUGACUGUUGUGUCCACAGUCAAAAGCCGUUUGGUCAGAGGCACGCUGAUAAUCCUAAUUAAUAUGUAUCCAGCUCCACUAAUCACUGUAGCUUUGCAUGGUACAUGCUUGUACAUUGACAGGUCACUUUAUUAGGUACACAGUGGCAGCACAGAAUCAAGUGGCACUUCUGCUGCCGAAGACCAUCUUCUUCAAGAUGUCGUUCUGGUUAGGUUUGACAUGGGGAGUAAAAUGUCCUUCAGCAGAGGAAGCAGUGACCCAAACACAUCCUCUGAAGUAACUUCUGUGACACCUCAUCCUCACAGUACCAUUCUUGCUUCUACGGACUACAAGCAGAUACCUGAAGAUGAGAGAUGCACCGAGUCUGACUUGGAUUCCAGACGGGGAGAGGAAAUGAAAGCUUCAGAACUGACUGAAACUGUUGCUGAGGCCAACUCAUCAUGGAACAUGGAGUCUGACAACCAUUGCCAUGUUGACUCAGAAACAGGCAAUGGAACAAAUAAUCAGGAUGAGCACGUAUCAUCACAGGUAGAGGUGGAAGCGAAGCCUCAGGUGACACCUGUGAUUGUGUGCAACUCGACAACAGACAUUCAUAGACAGACUAUGGAGGCCCACAAAAAAUGUGGGCGCCACCAUAAAGUGAAAUUGUGGUUGAGUGAAAACAAAAUAGAUCUGUAUACUGGAGCUGAUGCAGUUCAGCACAAGGACAUCAGCACAACUCUACCUUUGCCAGCAUGCUUAGAAAACCAUGGCAGUAGUGAUGUGCCUGACACUGUUGACGGUCCAUUAAACAACAGUUCUGAUCCUCACUCUGUGCCUGAUGAAAAUGUAAAAGAUGUGUCUGUGCUGCCAAAAAAAAGAAGAGCAAGGCAUAGGAAAUCAGAAGUUGAAACUUUGAAAAGCACCCUUACUUAUGUAGAUGCUGAUGCUAGUGUACCUGCUGUCUCUGCUCAUGUCGGUGAUAUUAGUGUUCCUGCUCGGAGGCUGAGGAGUAGAGGGGAGCAGCGACCUUUGGUACGAGCUGAAAACGGUGAAUUGGAUGAGAAGAAAACUAAACUGACUCCCCCCAAACCUACCAAUCAGUCCAUUAUACAAGAUGUUAAAAGAAGAAGGCGUAAACCGGCUGAUCAGCAAGUUCCAGCUAAAGUGUCCAAACUGGAUGAUUUCCAGGAAACUUCAUCAGUGUUGAACAAUGAUGCAGGCUGUGAGGAGGGAGCAGAGGCAGAUAAACAGGAACUAAAUACUGACAAACAAGUGGAUGAUGGAGAUGAAAAGGGUGUCGAGUGUUCCUCACAGUCAAGAAUGGUGCAAGAGCAUCAGGCAGACCUGAAUGAAGUCGCAUUACCACAAAUAAAACAGUAUUCUCCAGCAGCAGCAACAGCUACACCUGAUGUUUUUCCAUCAGAGGAUUUAAGCAGUCUGAACAUGGCAAGUCCUACUCAAAAUGAUGAACUUAAAAUAUCAGAGUCAAAAUCAACAGGUACUCUUGACUCGCUAGAAAAUGUAAACAUGCAGAAUACAGAUCCCUUCAGCUCUGCUGAAAUAACGUCCUCUGAAGAAACACCUAAAUCUGUCAGGAGCCUUCCUGCUGUGAAAAGUGAGACUAUAGAGGUUGAGCUGGAUCAAUUCAAUCCUGUGUCUGAGGCAAGCAAACCUAAAUCUUUAGAACCAUGUGCCACUUCCACUGUUAAAUCUGAGGGUCUGAACAGUCAACAAAUCACAUUCAGGCGUAAACGAGGUGGAAAGAGAAGGAGGAGAAUAAGUAAUGUGUUGUUACAGAGUCGGCAACUUGGAGAGGACCAUAAAGACAGCACUGACGCUGAACUCCAAGAAGCCAAGUCAGACGCCGACACAGAUGCCACCUACGCUAAUAUGAGAAGUAAAACGCUAAUGAAGUGUGAAUACUGUGGUCGCCCAUUUAAAUUUCUGUCUCAGUUCAUCAUUCAUCAAAGGAUUCAUACUGGAGAGAGGCCAUACAAAUGUCCACAGUGUGGCAAAGGUUUCAGCAAAAAUUCUAAUUUAAAUCUGCAUCUCAAGACGCACAGUAAGAGCAACAUCUAUCAAAAAUGCCCGUUUUGCAAGAUAAAAUUCUCUUGCACCGAGUAUGAGUCUCAUAUGACGAUGCAUGCACAAGAGCUGGCGCAGCACGCAGUGAACAACAAAUCUGAGAAGGAGAGCCAAGGGAACAACGAUGAAAACAGCCUGGGAGCUCACACAUCUGUGCCCCCAGUAAAGAGACAGAGAAAAGAGUGCCAGUACUGUGGUAAAACAUUCCCAUUUCAGUCUGCCCUUAUACGACAUGUGCGUGUCCACACAGGAGAGAAACCUUAUAAAUGUGAUAUAUGUGGCAAAGCUUUCGGUCAGGCCUACUUCCUCCGUGUUCAUGAGCUGACGCACUGGUCUGUGAAGCGUUACAACUGCACACGUUGCGAAAAGUCUUUCACUCAUUAUAGCAAUGCAAAAAAUCACACCUGUAGGCCAAUGGGAGGCUACGACAACCUCCAGCCUGACGGCAGUGAAAAGCCUUCACUGACGUACACGUGCCACAUUUGCAAGAAUGUUUUUGGCCAUUUACAGGAGUUCAACAGUCACAUGAAAGCCCACACUGGCACAAAACUUUACCGCUGUUUGUACUGUGACAAGCUGUUUGCCAUGCUGUCUGAGUUUAACAGCCAUCACGACCAGUGCAAAGAUUACUUGUCCAGAGCUGGAAACCUGUCCAGCUCUGCCAUAAAGGAGGAAGAGAGGAUGUCGUUAAUUCAGUACACAGUGCCUGCUCUAAGGUGUUCAUCAGGACACAGUUUACCUUCACCUCUACCUGCUGCCAACUAUGAAACACAGAAAAAACUGUUGCAACCUGUCCGCAAGAAACGCACCACUAAGAAACCGUUCCAGACGACAGUCAUACCGACUAAUUGUGUCUCACACUUUGUGUCAAAGUUAAACAAACUGGACAACAGGUCCGACCCCAGGAAAUAUCUCUGUCCGCGUUGUGGGCGACUGUUCAGACACAUGGGCAGACUCCGAGCCCACAUGCUCACUCACGCCUCGGGUCAGAGUUUCACUUGUGCCUGUUGUGGUAAGACCCUAGAGAACUGGAAAAAGCUCUGGCAUCACCAGAGAAUCCAUCGACAGAGACGCGGCCGCUUCACUUGUCCUCAGUGUGGACAAGGUUUCCGAUUUGUAGAGCACUACAAAAAACACAUGAGCGAGCAUCCGGAGUUCCGGUGGGUUGAGGUCAGGCCUAAGAAAGUGUCUCUUCCGUAUCAGUGUGAGCAGUGCAGGAGCAGCUUUAAGACUCUGGACUUACUGUUCAGUCACCAGCUCUGCCAUUCGACAUCGCAAGACACACACAGGGACAUUGAUUUAUGUCUCGAUGAUCACAGUACACAGACAAACAAAAAAACAUUUGUGCCAUCCACUAACAACCAUAUAGUUACCUUACAUCCUGAACCUGAGGACCACAGCCUUCCUCCUGAUCCUAGUGAGUCUUCUCCAGUGUCCAUGAUUUCUUUUGGCCAAAAUCAGGAUGUUGAUUUGGGUAGAACAUACCUAUGUGAAAGCAGCCAGCCUUUAAUCCAAUAUAGAGGUACCAGCCACACGAUAGAAGUUGAAAAUGCACUUGGAAAACCCAUUACACCUCUGAGGACUGUAAAACAAUGCACAACUUCAGAUGGCAUCGAGUGUGCCAUGUGUGGUAAUGUGUAUUCUGCAAUUUCCGACCUUUAUCACCAUUAUUUGCAGCAUGCUAGAGGCCAGGUGUAAUAACGUAAAUGGAUGUUUGGUUUUCUGUCUCUGUGUCACCUUAACAGUGUUUAACACAGCGGUGCUGUAGUCUUGGAGUGGAACAUAUGAACAACGUUGCCAGUCGCACACCUGCAAAAUAUUUAAAAGAAAAGAAAGUGUGAAGAUGUCCACUGAAUGUCCAAAGAGUGAAGAGACUUUCUGUGAUGUUAAUCAGGCAGUGAAUUUUGAGCUUUGGUUACGAUAUAACUACAUUUCUUUUGAUCAAAUGUGAGGAGAGAAAAAAAUCCUAAAUGUGUUUUUGGAAGGGGAACCGAAAUCCAGUAUGAGAUGCAGCAAAUACACUCAUGGCCAAAUUAUUAGGUACACAAGACACCACUGUAGUCCAUCUGCCUCAAGGUUUGACACGUGUGUUUAAAGAUGGUGCUUUUCGUACCUUGGUUGUAUGUAUGAUUAUUAUUUGAGUUACUGUUGCCUUUCUAUUGUUUCAAACCAUUCCAGCCUCUGGCAUCGACAAGGCAUUCUUACCCACUCAUUGGAUACUUUAUCUUUUUUAUUCUGGAUCAUUGUCUAUAAACCAUGGAGAUGGUUGUGUGUGAAAAUUCCAGUAGAUCAGCAAUUGCUGGAAAAACUCAGAACACCCUCUCUGGCACAAAAAAACGUGCCAUGUUAAAAGUCCACCUUUCUUCUCUUUUCUGAUGGCACAGUUUGAGCUUCAGGUGGUCGUCUUGACCAUGCGUCAUGACGACCAUGGCUGAUUAGAUAACGAGUAUGCCUAAUAAAGUGGCCCGUGAGUGUAUUUUAAACAUGAAGACGACUGAGUGAUGAUGCAUUGCCACAAUCAUGUAAUAGGUUUUGAUCGCAGGAAUUACAGUUGUUAGUGAUCACAUUGAACAUCAUAAAGUCAUCAUUGCUGUGGAAAUUCUGACAAGAACUGUAAGAAAGUUUGCUACAAGACGAUCAGGAAUUUGGGAAUUUAUAUAUUAAAUUAGCCCAUUCUCUCAUUGUUUUCCUUGUACAUUUUGGUCACUUAAAAUUUGGUCAAUAACUCGAAUGGAACAAAUUUACCUCAUAAUGUUUAUUUCCUGUAUGUGGCUGUGAAUGUUAUAUAUACAUAUAUAUAUAUCAAAUAUCACUAUCAUACGGAAACUCUCAACUAAUGCAAAUCAAACUGUUGUGCAGAAUUCAAUCCCACAUUUGUUUUGGAGCUGAAUGGAAAUUCAUCUUCAUUUUGUAUUUUGUAUCACUUUCAAUAUCAGUGUCAGCAUCUGUCUUGUGAUAUGUGCCUGCAAUCAAGUGAUUCAAGUUUUUUCCAGACAUUCUGCAGCAGUUUGUUUUGUUUGUUUUUCUGUUGGUUAAACAUUCACUAUUUUUGGAAAUAUAUAUAUAUUUUCAUGCUUUGAUGUCACGCCUGAUUCCCUCAUACACACCCUUAUCUGUUGUACAUGGGUAGUUUGUCUUCAAACUAAUAAAGGUCACUUUUUUCAUUCA